Molecule: messenger RNA, 4795 nt
Organism: Drosophila serrata
Lineage: Eukaryota; Metazoa; Arthropoda; Insecta; Diptera; Drosophilidae
Gene: RhoGAP1A
Product: Rho GTPase activating protein at 1A
Biological process (GO): positive regulation of GTPase activity; signal transduction
Cellular component (GO): membrane
Molecular function (GO): guanyl-nucleotide exchange factor activity; GTPase activator activity
Source: RefSeq, a predicted model, not a curated record
GGCUGUGGUGCCAAUCGAAAAUUUCAAUCGGGAAAUAUAUAUGUAUAUAUGUCGAUAUUCAAUGUGAAAGUGAACUGCUCGCUAAAUGCCGAAAAUAAGCAUUUCAGAAUUGAAUGAAAAGUCGUGGCGGAAAAUGAAACGCAGUGAAGGCGACAACGCACAACUGGUGCCUGUUGUUACAUAAAAGCCAACCUCGCCCUCUCUUCGUCAUCGUCUCGAGAAGUCACCAUUAAUAACAUCAUCAACAUCAUCAUCAUCAUCAUCAUCAGAAGCAGCAGUAGAAGCAGCAGCAGCAGCAGCAGCAGCAGCAGCAGUACCAGAAGCCGAGUAACAAAAUCUAUACGUAUAUAUCGGAAGCAGUGAAUAAAAAUCAACGAAAACAGACAGACAGCUGCUAGGAGGAGCGGCCGACAGGGGGGGCCAUCCAGUCAGCCACACAACAUGAGCGUCUUUGAUGACUUUCAACGUUUGUGGAUGCAGCGAUUCCCGCAGAGCUCCCUGUCCGAUGCCUGGGAGCAGGAUGUGCGGGCGAGCCUGGAGCGGCACAAGCUCAAGAUCUGUGAGCUGAGCAAAGAGCUGGAGCAGGAGACACUCUAUGUGGAAUAUCUGGAGCGUCUGCUAUCCGAUGUGGAGAAAUAUCGUGCCUCUGGUGGAGAUCCAACCGCUCUGUUUGAGGCGGCCAGCGGGAGCAGCGGGAAUGGAAACGGCAAUGGGAGCAAUAAUGGCAGCAGCGCCACCAAUGGUGCAGGAGCGGGAACAACAACUGGCGUGGAUAAAGAGUUUAAAUCUAGCUUAAAUCUGCGCGAAUCGUCGUCGUCGGGUAAGGACAAGGACCGCCUGUCCUUGAACACCGACAACAAGUACACACACACAAAUGCUGCCGGAACGGGAACGGGAACGGGAACGGGGAGCAGCAGCAGCGGUAGCACCACCGUUCCGCCACAAUCAGCGCCACCAACGGGGGCAGGUGGCAAGCGGAUACCGCAGCUUAUAGAGCGCGAGGAUCGGGACAAGGAUAGUGGCACUGAAAAGGAUGCCAAUGGAGCCUUGCAGCAGUGCAUCACAGAGCUGGCGGCCUCCAUCAAAGCCCAGCCGGACAAUGGAACUGCACAAGGUGGCGGAGGAACUGGUGGAGAUGCAGACAAGGAGUCUACAAAAGUGCCGCUGCGCAAGUCCACAUCGCAGUACGUUACCGUCAUCCAGGUCAAGGAGGCCAAAGACAAAGAGGGUGACGAUACAGCCACGUCGUCGACGUCGGUCAAUGACCAGCAACAGCAACCCACGCCGCCCUCCACAUUCGCUCGCUAUGCGGGCAACGCUGGAGGAGGAGGAGGACUGGGUGCGGAACCCUCGGCCCCGCCACUGUCACCAUCGCUCACCUCGUAUGCGGCCCACGUGGAGGCCAAAAAGAAAAUGCCACCCAGACCUCCGCCCAAGAAUAUACGACGCGUGGAACCGCCCACCAUUCCCAAUCAACAGCAGCUGUCAUCCUCCCCCAAACGGGAUACACCCUUCACGGGCAGCACAAUGCCGCUGCCUAGCAGCUCCGGCGGCAGUCUAUCUGCCUCCUCGGACAGUCCAGGCAACUCGCUGGAGCGGAAUAUCAAACCCUCAGACAUACUCCGGCAGAAAUCAUCGGAGAAUCUGGACUCCAAAUAUGCAGCGAAUCGUAAGACCACACCGGAAUUGGGCAAAUUCGUGAAUGUGAAUAAUCCGGAAUUGAUGGAGGAGCUGGGACGUAAAAUGGUGGGCAAGACAACCGAGAAUAGCAACAGCUUGGAGCAGGCAAAGCGCAGCGAUGCGGGCUCCUCGUCUUCCCCUUCGAGCGGCGGCGGCGGCGGCAGCUUGGGACGCACAGCAUCCACGCCAGGACGAGCCCUGACGCCGGGACGUAGCACAGGUGUAGGUGCAUCGCCCACGGGCAGUCUUAGCAAGACGGCUAAGCUGGCGGCCACAGAUAGCAGCUCGACGAGCAGCCUGGAGAAGAAGUCACGGACUUCUUUGCAGGCCAGCGAUGCGGAAGGCGGUUCAGGGAAUCAGAGAAGUGCGGGCUCCAAGGAGUCACUGGCAUCCCAAGGCAUAUCAGAGGUGAUCAAGAGCUAUGAGAGCGUUUCCUCGCUGAGUUCGGACAGCGCCAAGGCGGCAGCGGCGGCAGCAGCAGCGGCACAGGCAACAGCAUCAACGGUGGCAGACAACGAACCUUAUUACGAUAGUGUACCGCUGGAUAAUGGCGAGGGCGAAUAUGUGUUUAUAAAGCCCGGACGUACAGGCUCCUCCUCCAGUCGCGAUGACCUAUCGACACCCGGCAGUAGUAGCACCCUGCCCCUGGCCAAUGUGACGGAUCCCGAAUCUCCAGGCCGGACCUCCAACUAUGUCAACAUUGACUACUUCCUACAACAGAGCAACGAGACGCGCUCCAGCUCACUGGACAGCGACGGGGAGUACGAGGGUCCGCCCAUAUUGCGCACCAUUUCGCAUGAUGAGCAGAACACCACAUCAUCGCAAACCACGCCGGGAGCCCUGCGCAAGAACUUAGUUUCAGCAAUACUUGUCUGUGGAAAUGCACGCGGUGCCAAAAUACGUUCCAUACUCAGCUCGAUAAUCCAGAGUGAGACGAUCUAUGUGGAGUGCCUCAAUAAAAUGAUGCAGUACAAGAAGGCGAUCCAUGCCACGCUCAACACCUCACAGCCUGUGAUCAAGGAGGAGGAGGAGAAUACGAUUUUCUUUAAAAUCGAUGAACUGUUUGAGCUACACACUGGUUUCCUCAACGAUCUGAAAACCAUAGUAUCCCAUGAGGGUGGCGAUGUGCUCAUUGGAGAACCCUUUCGCCGUCUGGCCGAAAUGUUUGAUCUGUAUAGCGCCUUUUUGCACAAUUACAAGAACGCCAUCGAUACGGUGAAGAAAUGCAGUGCAAAUAAUCCGCAAUUCAAGAAGAUUGUAUCCACAAUUGUGGUUAAUCUUCAGACAGAGCAAUCGUUGACGCUGGAGGAUUUGCUGCACAAGCCGGUUGCGAGGGUACAGAUUAAUGCAUUGGUCUUCAAUGAUCUGCUGCGCGAGACACCGAAUGCCCAUCCCGAUCAUCAGCCACUGAGGCAGGCGCAAAAGAUCAUCCAGAUGUUCCUCAAUCAGUUCAAUGUGGUCAAUCAACGGCUGCCCAGCGAAUCGAAUCGCAAUCUGAGGCGUAUGGUACGCAAUUCGUUCAUUGUGGAGCUGGUCGACGGGCAUCGGAAGCUGCGUCACCUGUUCCUAUUCAACGAUGUGAUUGCCUGCGCCAAGUACAAGCCAUUGGGUAGAGAUCGCAUUGACUACGAGCUCAAAUGGUUCAUUCCGCUGAAGGAUGUGAGCAUUGUCGAGGAGGCUGACCCCGCCGCCGAGCUAAAGGAAUCUAGUCCCGCGAAUAUUUCGCAAGUGAAGCGCAAUUUGCGCUCGGUUCGCGAUCAAUUGGCACUGGAGGUGGCCAGCAGUGGCCCAGUACGGUCCGGUGAUAAAUACAAACGCAAGCUGGCCGAUCUGGAGUCACAACUGGUGCUGGCCACACCCAAUUUGGUGCUGCGGCUAAACAACAAGGCCAAUAACAAGACCAUGACCUUCUUCCUUAGCUCGGACUUUGAGCGAACGCAAUGGAUCGAUUCGAUAACAUCGCUCAAGCAAAAGUGCAACCUGCCUGGAGCCAAUACGAUCAACUCGCUGGAGGUGAGCGCCUUCAUUGUGGCCAUGCAGCGUGGCAUGAAGACUGAAAUGGGUUCGUAUCUGAUGCGCAACACCAAUGAUGAGAGCCUCUUGGUUGGUGACCUGCAUAUGGGUGUCCAAGGCUUGAGUGGCCUCGAGCAGGCGGCUGAUCUAUACAUCUGUGUGGAGGUGGACUCGUAUGGUCAUUAUUUCCGCAAGGCCACCACCAAGAUGAUUUGCCGAAGCCAAACGCCGCUGUGGAACGAGAGUUUCAUGCUCGAGCUGGAGGGUAGCCAGAAUGUGCGCAUUCUGUUGUACGAGGACAAGGAGCGACCGCUGUUGCGAGCCAAACACAUACUCAAGUUGAGCCUCAGCUGGCUGACGGAGACAACGCAAACGCGUAGCAUCAAGCUGAGCGAGACUUUGGAGCUGGGCUGCAGCUUCCGGUUUGUGCCCGGUGAGCUGUGCCGUGCCACCACCAAGCCGGGCGCCCUUUUCGGUGCCAAAAUGAGUCAAGUAUUAAAGCGCGAAAAACGCGACAUUCCGUUCAUCAUCAGUGCCUGCAUUCGCGAGGUGGAGCGUCGGGGGAUGCUGGAGGUGGGAUGCUAUCGCGUCAGUGGCUCGGCCUCUGAUCUGGCCAAGCUUAAGAAGGCCUUUGAGUCGGAUGCCUAUGAGGCUGAGCAGCUGCUGCGCGAAGUGGACAUCCAUUCGGUCACUGGCAUAUUGAAGAGCUUCCUUCGCGAGCUGCCCGAGGCUCUGUUUACAGAUCAGCUAUAUCCGCGAUUCUUUGACACCUUUAGUGCGUUUAGCAACAACAACGAAGCCACCAGGAUCAAUGAGCUGCUCAAGGUGUUUGAGGAGCUGCCGCAGGCGAACAAGGCUUCCAUUAGUCUGAUUCUAGAUCAUCUAAUUAGAGUCCACGAAAAAGAGGCGGACAACAAGAUGUCGCUGCACAAUCUGGCCAUGGUGUUUGGUCCCACCUUGCUGCGGCCAGGACAGACGCAGGUGAAGCAGAAGGAUCCGCUGGCAGCCAGCACUGUGGAUGUGAUGGCCCAGGCGGGCAUACUCUAUUGCUUCCUGCAGGCGCGCAAAAAGGAUUAGGAGGGAUACACACACACACACACAC